Messenger RNA from Sardina pilchardus (European sardine), 1254 nucleotides. RefSeq names its product mitochondrial assembly of ribosomal large subunit 1 (gene malsu1). The record is from RefSeq and is a predicted model, not a curated record. The transcript has 5 exons. Gene Ontology annotation, cellular component: mitochondrion. Lineage: Eukaryota; Metazoa; Chordata; Actinopteri; Clupeiformes; Clupeidae. Gene Ontology annotation, biological process: negative regulation of translation; negative regulation of ribosome biogenesis. The coding region runs from base 70 to 744 and encodes 224 amino acids. Gene Ontology annotation, molecular function: ribosomal large subunit binding.
GGUCUAUGAAGCUAGCCAUGCUCGUUUAAUGAAGCGAGUAGAGUGUGUGUCUUACAGGGCUCUGCAGAGAUGUGGCCGAAAAUACUCAACAGCAGGUCGCUACUGACACUUUACAGAGUGACAAACAAGAAUAUCAGAACACCAAGUCGGCCACUGUCUUGGCACACACACGCGCAGCAACUGCUGACUCCGUCCGGUGUGUGUCCUCCAAGAUACUGCUCUCACUUACUUACCGGAGAAAACGGCUCUCGUUUACCAACCGGAGAAAAAGAUGCCGUUUCCACCAACAGCCCGCCAGCACUAACAGGCCACACGGACUCUGAACAGCACAGAAGUCCCGAGGUGUUCGAUAUCGGCGUGCUGGUGACGCUGCUGCGGCAGGAGAACGCACAGGACGUGUGUGUGAUCCGCGUUCCGCCCGAGAUGAAGUACGCCGAGUAUUUCGUAGUGGUCAGCGGCUCCUCAACCAGACACCUGCGCGCAAUGGCCUUCUACGCCGUCAAAGUGUACAAGUUCAUGAAGGCAGCAGAAGACCAGCACGUGCACAUCGAGGGCCAAAACGCAGAGGACUGGAUGUGUAUAGACUUCGGGGAUAUGGUGGUCCACUUCAUGCUUCCUCAGACCAGAGAGCUGUACGAGCUGGAGAAACUGUGGACGUUGCGUCACUAUGACGACCAGCUGCGCAGCAUCCCUCCUGAAACGCUCCCCAUGGACUUCAUCUACGGAGCCGACGCCCCCAAGUGACCUGUGUGUGUGUGUGUGUGUGUGUGUGUGUGUGUGUGUGUGUGUGUGUGUGUGUGUGUGUGUGUGUGUGUAUUCAGCAUACCACCUGAAACGCUCCCCAUGGACUUCAUCUACGGAGCCAACGCCCCCAAGUGACCUGUGUGUGUGUGUGUGUGUGUGUGUGUGUGUAUUCAGCAUCCCUCCUGAAACGCUCCCCAUGGACUUCAUCUACGGAGCCAACGCCCCCAAUUGACGUGUGUGUGUGUGUGUUUGUGUGUAUAUUCAGCAUCCCUCCUGGAAUGUUCCCCACGGAGCCGAAAUGACCCCCAAAUGACAUCAUCAGGUCCCUCGGAGACAGAAAUGGACUGGGUUUUUAUGCUGUUCCACUCGUGUGUGUGUGCGUGUGUGUGUUCCGCUGUAGUGUGUGUGUGUGUGUGUGUGUGUGUGAGAGAGAGGGAGAGAUUGAAGAGUUUUGUUUUUGUCUUUUUAUGUGUGUGUGUCAUUAAUAAAUUAUACGUUUGGAUUCUGUAA